AGCUGCGGAGCCCUCGCGCCGCUUGCCGUCAGACGCGCCCCGCCGGCUCCAGCAAACGCCAGCCUCGCUCCGCUGCUCAGCUCCGCUCACUCCUUCCUUCGCUCCGCCCCGCCGACACAGCCAUGGGUGAUCUCUGCCUCGGCAAGCAGUACAAGCUGGACUCCAGCGAGAAUUUCGACGAGAUCAUGAAGGCCUUGGUUAACACCCAGAGUCGGACUUCAUGCGCCAAUCGGUUACGUUUCUCCAGAUCUCGAAACAACGGUUUUGCAUCAACGGUAAGUGUGACGAUAAAGCAGAAUAUUGUGGGCCUAUUUUUAUUUAAUUCAUAA
Messenger RNA from Gryllus bimaculatus (two-spotted cricket), 329 nucleotides. The record is from the annotation of a GenBank genome assembly. NCBI's taxonomy places the organism in Eukaryota, Metazoa, Arthropoda, Insecta, Orthoptera, Gryllidae.